GGUGGUUUAGGAGGCCCAGAAUUCUGCCGGCAGGACACGUGGGAGCCAACUGCGGGGAUUUUAAGGGGUCUGAAGGCCAUAAGCGUUGGGAGGUUUGUAAUGUAUCUAUGGAAGUUACAAAGUAUAUCUUAUUUUUUUCUUUUAUCAAAUAUUUUUACUUACCAUUUAUAAAAGUAAUGCUAAACGGCUUAUCAGUUACAUGUAUGCUCAACACCAUUUCUCACCUCUACUUGAACACCAGGACCUGAAAGAAUCCCUCAACAUGAAGCUGAGUCUUACCAAGGUAGCUAAUGGCUGUCGCCUAGGAAAAAUAAAAAACCUAGGCAAAGCAGGGGACCGCACCAUGGACAUCCCAGGCUGCCUUCUGUACACCAAGACUGGCUCUGCCCCACACCUGACCCAUCACACCCUGCAUAAUAUCCACGGCGUGCCUGCCAUGGCUCAGCUUACCCUGUCCUCACUGGCAGAACAUCAUGAAGUCUUGACAGAAUAUAAGGAAGGAGUUGGGAAGUUUAUAGGCAUGCCAGAGUCUCUCUUCUACUGCUCUCUGCAUGAUCCAGUCAACCCCUGCCCAGCUGGUUAUGUAACAAACAAGUCUGUGUCUGUGUGGGGUGUUGGAGGACGAGUAGAAAUGACUGUUUCCAAGUUCAUGGCAAUUCAGCAGGCUCUUCAGCCAGACUGGUUCCAGUGCCUCUCAGAUGGAGAAGCAUCUUGUGCAGAAGGAACUUCCAUAAAAAGAGUCAGAAAGUCUGUUGACCGAUCGCUUCUAUUCCUGGAUCAUUGUCUGCGUGCACAGGAAGAGUCAGAGGUCCUCCAGAAAAGUACGAUCAUUGGUGUGAUUGAAGGUGGAGACGUGAUGGAGGAGAGGCUGAGGUCAGCACGAGAGACAGCCAAGCGGCCUGUAGGCGGUUUCCUUCUGGAUGGCUUUCAAGGGAAUCCAACAACUCUGGAGACUAGACUGAACUUGCUGUCAUCAGUUACCUCAGUGCUACCGGAAGACAGACCGAGGCUCAUCUGUGGUGUUAGCCGGCCAGAUGAGGUGCUUGAGUGCAUUGAAAGAGGAGUGGACUUGUUUGAGAGUUUUUUCCCUUAUCAAGUGGCAGAGCGGGGAUGUGCCCUGACUUUCAGCUUUGAUUACCAGCCGAAUCCUGAGGAGACAUUAUUACAACAAAAUGGGGUACAGGAAGAAAUAAAGUAUGUGGAUCAAACAAAGAAAAUUAAAACUACCAGUUGUGACCAAGAAAUGACACCAUUUGAAAUUAACCUGAAAGAAAAAAGGUACCAGGAGGACUUUGACCCAUUGGUGAGAGGGUGUCCCUGUUACUGCUGUAAGAACCACACUCGUGCGUACAUCCACCACUUGCUGGUGACCAGUGAACUGUUGGCCGGGGUCCUGCUUAUGAUACACAACUUUGAACACUAUUUUGGAUUUUUCCACUCUAUCCGGGAAGCACUAAAAAGUGACAGACUGGCACAGUUGAAAGAGCUCAUCCGCAGGCAAGCAUCUUGAGACCUGGCAUACAGACAUCUGACCUCUCAUUGAGCCAGUGCCACUGUGGUAAGGUGGGAAGGAGAGAACAAGAAACGAUCUUAGCUUUCAUCAUUUAUAUUUGAGAAUAAGGUCUGCUCAGGUAAGGAAUGUCUGUACCAGAUUGUGUCCACAUGAGGCCAAAGAGAUUUUUCACUAAAGACUGAAGUGAUCUGGAUUGAUCAGAAAGAAUUGAACCAUGACCUUUAAUAUUUCAGUGCUGAAAGUCAACAGAGAUUUGUUUAGUCAAAGACAGAAGUUUCAGAGAUGAAGAGACAGCCUUGAAGUGGCGGUGAUGAGAUUCUGAGGGUUCGCUGAGUUGGAGUGGAGCUUAAAGGGAGGUGAUUGGUCAUGAGUAGCAUGACCUGGUGGACACGUGCCUAUUGACUGGAGAAGGAAUCUAGUUGAUUCAGAUGUUUUCUUUAAUUCUUAUAUUCUCAGGAGCCCCUUCUGGACACUUCUGUCUUCCCAGCUGCCCCAGCAGUACAGUCUGUCAGAAAGGGCUCUUGUGACUUAAACAGGCUCUCAUCUCCCUGGAAAGUGGGGCUCACAUGUCACUCCUCUGACCGGUUGCCCCAGCGCACACUCGUUCAUUUGGCUACAUGGUCUACUUAUGACUUGUCUCCCUAGACCUAGCUGUAUCUAGUUGUACAGGUCCACUGUAUCCACCCUGCAGGUUCAUUUAUAGACUGACCACAUAACUGGAGCUCCAUCUCUUGGGGAGAGUCCUUUACCAUGUGUUCACUUGGACAGAGCUUUGGACUGGCAGUUAGAGGACAGGGUUUCAGUGCUACUCACCUUUUAAUUCCUGUUUUCUCCUGAAUAAAUGGAGACAGACAUAGUAGAUAGGACUGAAGGAACUUUGAAGAUUCCAUCUAGCUCUAAUAUUUGGGGAACAGAAACUUUGAGAUUAGAGUCGUAGCCUUACUUAUUCUUGUUUAUUUAUCACUAUUGGCCUGAUGAAACAUUCAGCCAGGAGUCAGGCAACAGUAGAGAUAUUUGAGAGCCUAAAAAGAGGCUUGGCCUGUGGAUUUUGAAGCGGUUGGUGAAUUGGCAUUAGCAGAUCCUGAGGCUGGAAAGACCAUUCCGGAUCAUCUCUGAUUCCGUGAGUUUUCCCUGCUCCUGUCAAAGGGGUGACACCUGUGCUGCUGGCCUGACAGAUGAUUUUCACUUUUUUGUGUGCUUUUCUAUAUUUAUGAAAUUUUCUAUAAGGAUACAAAUACACAGACAUGUAUAUACAUAGUUUUGUAAAAAUAACAACAAAACCCAAAAGAUGCCUUUGUUUUGUGUG
Molecule: messenger RNA, 2819 nt
Organism: Pteronotus mesoamericanus
Lineage: Eukaryota; Metazoa; Chordata; Mammalia; Chiroptera; Mormoopidae
Gene: QTRT2
Product: queuine tRNA-ribosyltransferase accessory subunit 2
Exons: 10
Coding region: 200-1510 (436 amino acids)
Molecular function (GO): tRNA-guanosine(34) queuine transglycosylase activity
Source: RefSeq, a predicted model, not a curated record